AUGACAACUUCAACAACUGCUCCUCCGGCCGCUGCUCCUACUGCUCACAGCAAUGUUGUUCCAUCCGAAGUCGGCUGGCAAUUUGUUCCUCAGUACUAUACCUUCGUCAACAAACACCCCAAUCGUUUGCAUUGUUUUUAUAAUAAAAACUCCACCUUCAUCCAUGGCACUGAAGGAGAGGAUGGUAAGCCAUGCUACGGUCAACAGGAAAUUCACAACAAGAUAACCUCCAUCGGCUUCGAGGACUGCAAAGUCUUUAUCCACUCUGUCGACGCUCAAUCUUCUGCAAAUGGCGGUAUCAUCAUCCAGGUCAUUGGUGAAAUGUCAAAUCACGGCGAAACAUGGCGCAAAUUUGUUCAGACCUUCUUUCUGGCCGAGCAGCCAAACGGCUACUUCGUCCUCAACGACAUCUUCCGUUUCCUCAAAGAAGAGACUGUUGAGGGCGAUGAUGCCAGUGAGGUCGCUGAGGCCACUGAGCCUGUUCCCGUUGUAGCCCAACCUGAGCAGACUCCUGUCCAGCCAAUACCAGUGGCAGAACCCGUGUAUGAACCGGCUCGCGAGCCUACUCCUCCCCUCGUUAUCUCCGAACCCAUUCCGGUCGCUGCCCCUGUUGAUGAAGCCCCAACCACUGAUAUUCCCGAACCCGCCGUUGCCCAACACUCUAUUCCCACUGCUGAGUCUCAGUCCCAACUUGCUCCUGUUGCUGCUCCCCAGACCAACGGUACCCACACCCCUGAACCCGAGCACCCCGUGGCCCUUCCUACUGAGAAAUCUCCUAUCUCCACCCCUGCGCAGCAGCCCUCCCCCGCCGCCGCAUCCAAGCCCCUCGCACCUGCUGUUUCAACCCCUGUCGCUCCAGUUGCUGUUCAAGCGCCUCCAUCAGCUGCUGCUUCCGUUCCUACACCCGCUGCCCCGAGGUCAUGGGCCUCUCUCGCUGCUUCUAACCAGAAGAAGUGGGGCUCAGUGGCUCAGGAAUCGCGCGCCAUCAGCGAGGCUCCUGCGAGCCCCGCACCAAGCAGCGGGACUCAAACACCAGCCGCUACCCAACCUCAUCAUCCUCCUCCCCGCCCCCAGCAUCAUUCUGGACCACAGGCUUCUCAAGGAGGGAGGCACGAACACCCCGCCCAUAUCGCUGCACAGAACGUGACCACUGCUCAUUGCUUUGUCAAGGGUGUCUUGGAACCCAUCACGCAAACCGCUCUUUCGACCCUACUUGCACAACGAUUCGGACCCAUCAAGGAGCUCGAGAUCGUCCGGUCAAGGGCCUGUGCUUUCCUCGAAUUCAACAGCCUCGACUCUGCCAAGCGGGCCAUCAUCGCCAGUUUGUCGCAGAACCAGGGCGGAGAGGGUGGUGUGUGGAUUGACGUUGGCGGUGAAGUUGGUCAGCUGCGCAUUGUGGUUGAGACGAAGAAGGAACGAGGCGAUAGGGACAGGCCUGUCAGCCGACCUCGGGGAGGUGCACCCCCCGUCAAUGGUGAAGCCCGUGGUGGAGGUGGAGGUGGUUACCGUGGUGGUCGUGGAGGGCCUGGCCGUGGUCGGGGCGCCCCACCCAACAAGUAA
Molecule: messenger RNA, 1560 nt
Organism: Laccaria bicolor S238N-H82
Lineage: Eukaryota; Fungi; Basidiomycota; Agaricomycetes; Agaricales; Hydnangiaceae
Exons: 3
Coding region: 1-1560 (519 amino acids)
Biological process (GO): ribophagy; protein deubiquitination
Cellular component (GO): Ubp3-Bre5 deubiquitination complex; cytosol; ribonucleoprotein complex
Molecular function (GO): mRNA binding
Source: RefSeq, a predicted model, not a curated record